AAAAGGGGGACGGUAAACUGGACGCUUUGUGAUUGGCUGCUACCGGCUGACGUCACCUCCGCCGUGACGCGGUGCACCCAUUCACAAAAGAGGAGAAACACUCGGAGAGGAGCGACAGAGUAGUGCGGUAACAAUGCGCUCAUAGAGAGGGGCGCAGAAAGCAAACCACCGCACAGAUAACCGACAGUGAAGCCUAGAAACACAACACCUGAACCGGCUUGCCAUGGAAGACCUGGGCGAGAUGGACUGUCCGGUGGUGAAGCGUUUCUUAAAGGACGACAACGCCAAGUGCCUGCUGCUGGACUGCCGCUCCUUCCUCGCCUUCAACGCGGGACACAUACGCGGCGCCGUCAACGCCCGCUGCAACACCAUCGUCCGCCGCAGAGCGAAGGGCUCCGUGCUCAGCCUGGACCAGAUACUGGCCGGGGACGAGGAGGUCCGAGGCCGCCUCCGGUCCGGGAUGUUCUCCGCUGUGGUGCUGUACGACGAGAGGACGCCCGACGCCGAGACGGUGAAGGAGGACAGCACGCUGACUCUGGUGCUCAACGCGGUGUGCAGGGACUCCUCCGGAACACAAAUAUACCUGCUCAAAGGUGGAUACGACAGGUUUUUCUCAGAGUACCCAGAGUUUUGUGUAAAGACCAAAUCCUUACCGACCCUCACCAGCCAGUCCAGCAUCGACUCUGGCUGCUCGUCUUGUGGGACACCACACCACGACCAGGGUGGCCCAGUUGAGAUUCUCCCGUUCCUCUACCUUGGUAGCGCCCUUCACGCCUCAAAGAAAGAGGUUUUGGACGCCAUAGGAAUCUCCGCCUUGCUAAACGUUUCCGCCGACUGUCCCAACCACUUCGAAGGGGCGUACCAGUACAAAUGUAUUCCGGUGGAGGACAACCAUAAAGAAGAUAUCAGCUGCUGGUUCCUGGAGGCUAUUGAGUUCAUAGAUUCAGUACGGGACUCCAGUGGGAGGGUGCUGGUCCACUGUCAAGCAGGCAUCUCCCGCUCCGCCACCAUCUGCCUGGCCUACCUGAUGAAGAGGAAGCGGGUGCGUCUGGACGAAGCCUUCGAGUUUGUGCGGCGGCGUCGCAGCAUCAUCUCCCCCAACUUCAGCUUCAUGGGCCAGCUGCUGCAGUUUGAGUCCCAGCUCCUCGCCACCUCUUGCGCCGCCGAGGCAGCCGCCACAGCGAGCCCGCUUCUCGGACCCAAGUCCUCGACGACCACCACGGUGACGGCGGCCACGCCCACCUCGCCGUUCAUUUUCAACUUCCCAGUUUCUGUGGUGAACUCUGCCUACCUGCACCACAGCCCGAUAACAACCUCCCCCGGCUGCUGAUGGAUAGCCAAUCGCAGCCUUCCCCCAAAUAACUUAUUCGGAACAGACUGGGCUGCCAUUGGCUGGAAGAGCUGUCAAUCUUACUGCCCGCUCCAGUAUAUACAUGCUUCCAGGGCAGGGAGGCGAGAAGCGUCAAGGUGCCUGAUUCAAAACCCAAAUACUGAAAACAACUUUUUAGAGUCCAGAAACCAGCCAACACUCCUUCCAUUUUAACACAAGACUUCUUCAAAUGGACCAAAAAAUUAACUGGCUUUCGACAUUUGUUUCAGCAAAAAGGUUCGGUCGGAGUGUUGGACGGACUUAUCUUUCCCUGAAAAACAAAAACAACAACAUUCACAGGGGCGCAGUGACACACAAACACUGACACAGAAAGGCGUGAGCAGCAGCAAACGCUCUCUCUGCCUCACUCACUCACUCACUCACUCACUCACUCACUCACUCACACACACACACACACACACACACACACACACACACUCACACACAUAUUCAUGACUACCAACUGAAUAAGCUCAGUAUGAAGACAGGGUCUGUUGCUAUGGAGACAACAGGGCUUUAGGAGAGGAGACGGACACAGGAAGGAAGGAGGAAUUUUAAGCACCCGCUCUUUCCCCUUUGGGUGUCCCUCCUGUUGCCAGACAAAAGAGAUGGAUGGAAAGAAGAGGGGAAGAGACGGUGAUAGAAAGCAGGAGCCUCUUCCGUGACAGGUGCUCUGACCGGAGCUUCCUGUCUUUUAUAUGUCCUCUUCCUCUCUCUGUCUCUCCCCCACACCUUCCUCUCCUUUCAUCUCCUUUUCAUCCUUUUUAUAUUCCUUCCCUCCUCCUCCUGUCAUCUCUGCCUCUCAUCUUCACCCCGUCCGCCCCCUCUCCUCUGCUCCUCAUCUCCUCACUGAAGAGCCUAAAUAAAUAGAAUAAGUUGCCAAAUAAAGGCCAGGGCCCUUGAAAAUGAACUGGGAAGCCCCACUAAAGGCCCCUGAUACACACUGUAGGAAACCCCAUUCAGCUACAUUACAGAAAAGCUGUUUUGGACGAAAGGGCUGAAAGAAAAAGCUGUAAGAGAAUGACAUUGAACAUGAUUUUCCUUUAAGAUCAGAGGGGACAUUUUGGAGAAUAGUGGCUCUCACUUAAAGGACCGCCCUGGUGGCUUUGUAUGUUUUAUUGCAUUAUAAAUUAUUUAUAUUUACUUUUAAUCAUUUUCCAAAACAUGCAUAACUGUUAAGACAUUGAUUUCAGCUCUUUUCUGCAAGUUUUUAUAUUUAUUUUCAUAGCAACUCAACUGAAAACAUUGACUCCUUAGGGAUGCUUUGGACAUUUACAUUUUUUUUAGUUAAUGGUGUAAAAUGCGCAUCACCAGAGAGUGGUUCCUUUUUAAGAUGUUUGUGCCUUGUUCAAAAAAGGCAUCCAAUGGAAAGCCGAUUGCUGAAUGUUAACUUAAGAAAGAUCUCAGCAUUUCAGCAUUGUAGUACGGACUCUUAUUCCACAAUGUCAAAAGAGCAAAAGCAUCUCUCUUCAUCUCUUACAUUCAUGUUUUCCAAAUAAAAAAAUAGACUUUUACACUUAAAAUUAAAAUAACGAGAAUUAGACAAAAAAUGCAUUUGUGAAGUAUGCCGUGACAUUUUAAAUAUGAUCGAAUUGGAGAAAUUUUAUAGGCAAUAUUUCUUUUGCAUAUCGUUGUGGCUGGAUUUUAAAGACAAGAUAUUCAAACAGAGGUGUUUUACACUCUGCUUACCAAACAUCAGGGUGUUGUUCCUUGUUAGGGGAAUCCAGGUCAAACAGAAACACAAUCACUUAUUAAUUUCACCUUUUAAAUCCAAACGGAAAAAAAGAGUGAUGGAGAUAAAAGAGAAGAUAGCUUUAGGCUCCAAUAACAGGUAUUUGUAUUUUUUUGUUUUUGAAGUUUGUCCACAGCUCUCCCUGGCACUAUGAAGUCUUGCAAUACUGUACUUACAAUCCACUCAAGGAAAACAGCGAUAGCAGUGACUUUUUAGGGUGUCACUCAAAAAUAUCAUGUCAAAUUUUCAUAAUGUCACAAUCUAAAACAGUGUUUGUAUUGCUUCGCCCUUUUGACCAGGCUAAGCUUUACACUCUGUGCUAGACAUCCAAAGGCACAAUUUCCAACCAUGGUUGCUUUUAUACCCAGGUCCUGAUUUUUGCACGACAGAAACACACAACUAAGCACACACAAACACACACACACACACACACACAAAGGAAACAAACAAAGAAAACAAACCUUUUUUCUGUUUUUGACGAUUGUCGUCACAUUUUUCUGUAGCACUUUGAAGUGAUGCAAUACUGUAUUUAUAAUUUAUGAUUGAUUUGAAAAUCAAGGUGAUGGUAGACUGACUAGACGUUGCAUAAAGACAUUUCGUCCAUCUAGAGAGAGAGACAGAGAGAGAGAAAAGAGAGGCAAUCAGUGAAAAACGCAAUACUUUGUACACAUCUGUGUGGUAAUUGUCUGUCUGUCUGUCUGUCUGUCUGUCUGUCAGCCGGUCUGCCUCUCUGUUCGUCCAUCUGACUAGACUAGACUGUCUCUCUCUGUCUGGUCAAUGCUGUUUACCCAUCAUGGCAAUAUCAAUCCUCCAUUUGGACAUUUAUAUUAAAAACAACUUUCCCUCAAUUUUAUUGUGGAAUGAAUCUGUACAUUUAUUUAUUACUGAAGAUCCACUGUUGAAUAAACAAUGU
Molecule: messenger RNA, 4014 nt
Organism: Anoplopoma fimbria (sablefish)
Lineage: Eukaryota; Metazoa; Chordata; Actinopteri; Perciformes; Anoplopomatidae
Gene: dusp4
Product: dual specificity phosphatase 4
Exons: 4
Coding region: 224-1330 (368 amino acids)
Biological process (GO): negative regulation of MAPK cascade; endoderm formation; protein dephosphorylation
Cellular component (GO): cytoplasm; nucleus
Molecular function (GO): protein tyrosine/threonine phosphatase activity; MAP kinase tyrosine/serine/threonine phosphatase activity
Source: RefSeq, a predicted model, not a curated record